GGCAGCUGUGUAAAGAACUGAAAAAUAUGACCAGCCAAGAGUUAAGUUGGAACUGCAAUAUUUUGAUGAUCUUUAGUAGAGGACUGUCAAUGAACAAGGAAAAGUAUAUUGGAAUAAUAAAUUGAACCUUAUGCACCAAGUCUGUGUGAGUUAAAUACAAGCCACAUAUAUGAUAUUCUACAUCAGGUCUUAUCACAUUAAGAUAAUAUUCUACAAAAGGUCUUGACACAUUUAUAUGAUAUUGUACAACAGGUCUUGCCACAUUGAUAUUAUAUAUUCUGUAGCAGGUCUUGGAACAUUAAGAUAUUCUACAACAGGCCUUGCCAAGUAAAUGUAUUUUAUUUACAUACUCAAGUAUACUAGUAGGUACAGUUUUAAUGACUGAGUAAAAAGUGAUUAAUUAAGGCAAGCACUAGUAAGUGUUAUCAAAAUAGCUCCAGUGUGUAUCUGCACUGUAGAAUGAUUCUAACAUGUCAGUACAUGUAUUAUGAUCUCCCUUCUCCAUGAGAGAAAAAAAAGGGUAACAACUUAAACAGAAUGCUCAAUUUAAAAUCCCCCAUGUUACUAACAAAAGCUAAAAAAGUUAACUCAUUUGAAAAGAAUUUCAAGUAUUUUACCUGCCUGGGCUUGACUUUUAAAUCUUUGUACUAGUCACUGAGGUGCUGAAGCUCAGUAUUUUAAAAUAUUGAUCAGGAGUUAGAAAAGAACCAUUGUUACCAGAAUAAUGUGUAAAACAGAGGUGGCCACCAAAGUUGGCCAGACUGGACCACCCCCCCUGGAGCCAGACAAGGAGUAUGUGAACACAGGCCGAGAGGACCAAAUGGAAAUCAGUGGAUAUCAGCGCAGUAGGGUAAGAACAGUGCUGGCCUGGCUGGGAUAUCUGUUCACUGCAGGACUGCUGCGUCUGGUCUUCCACUGGAGACCUGAUUGGAUGCUGAAAGUGACACAUACAUCUUGUCGCCUUGGCAAUGCUGGAGCUGUUAUGUUAAAGGAUCAGUACAAACAGAUCUUUGUGGAGAAAGUGAAGACGAUUACCAAAGAUGGCACCAGUGUGAAGAUUGUUCCGCGGAGAGAUGGACGGGAAAGCCACCUGUUGAUGCCUGGACUGAAGUCGUCACGUCAGGGGAGUUCGGGUGAUCUCGUCAUGGAGCCCUUGUAUCAUGACGACAGCUUGGUUCGUUACUUCUCAAACAAAAAAUUGAAAUACAUCUGGAAUGCUGAGAAACAAAGUUAUUCCAAGCUGAGAGGCAUAGAAGAAGGCGUGUCAUGUGCUUAUUUUCAUAACUGCCAUGGACUGUCAGAAGUGGAGAAAAUCAGGAGGCGGGUGUUGUAUGGUGCUAACCACAUAAGAGUACGUGUUACCCCAAUUAUUCAGAUACUGUUUCUACAGGUGCUAAACCCAUUCUAUAUCUUUCAAGUGUUCAGCUGCAUUUUGUGGUACGUGGAUGAGUACUACUACUACGCCUCUUGUAUUGUGCUCAUCUCGGCCAUAUCCAUCUGUACCUAUGUCUAUCAAACACGACAGAUGCAGCGGCGUUUAAGAGAAACCAUCCAAGCCUCAGGCACAGUAUUUGUGUCUCGAGGAGAGGGAGAAUUUGUAGAAGUUCCGUCCUCAGAGUUGGUGCCUGGCGAUUUGAUAGAAAUCCCUCGUUACGGCUGCAUCAUGUCAUGUGAUGCUGUUCUUAUCAACGGGAACUGUAUUGUCAAUGAGAGCAUGCUGACAGGAGAGAGCGUCCCAGUCACCAAGACUGCCCUCCCCAACCCCAUGAUAUCCAAGGAGCAGAGAGACGUCCACUUCAGUCUACGGGAAAACUCCCGCAAUGUGCUCUUCUGUGGGACCAAUGUCAUCCAGACACGUUACUAUGGCAAUCAGAAGGUCAAGGCCGUGGUCAUCAGGACAGGUUUUAUGACUUCAAAGGGAGACCUGGUGCGAUCCAUCUUGUUCCCUAAACCAGUCGACUUUAAGUUCACGCGAGACACUUACAAGUUUGUGGGUGGUUUGAGUUUCAUGUCCUUCUGUGGCUUUGUCUACACUGCUGUUAUAAUGGCCAUACGUGGCGACACCUUUGGGAAGAUCAUGCUGCGUUGCUUGGACUUGGUAACCAUCGCUGUACCGCCAGCAUUGCCAGCUGCGCUGACAGUGGGAAGCGUGUUUGCCCAGGGACGUCUGAAAAAGCGGGACAUUUUCUGCAUCAGUCCCUCCAGUAUUCCUGUCACUGGCUCCAUCAAUGUCGUCUGCUUCGAUAAGACGGGGACUCUGACUGAGGAUGGACUGGACAUGUGGGGCGUGUUGCCUGCCAGUGAUCAACGGUUUACAGAAGUUGUCCACGCCCCCAGCUUGUUACCAAGGGGACCAUUCCUGAUCACCAUGGCAACAUGUCACUCACUCACAAAGAUCAAAGGUCAAAUCAGUGGCGACCCCCUUGACCUCAAGAUGUUUGAGGUCACAGACUGGGAACUUGAUGAGCCAGGUGAGGAGGACACCUCCAAAUUUGACACCUUUGCCCCCACUGUGGUCCGCCCUCGCCACCCUGAUGUGGUCCGAGACUCCAGUCUGGAAAUAAAUGAGCCGGGUGACACUCCGUAUGAAGUAGGCAUUGUACGCCAGUUCACCUUCUCCUCCAGUCUGCAGAGGAUGUCCGUUAUUGCCAGGACGCUGGGAGAGAGAAACUUCUGUCUGUAUGCCAAAGGAGCACCAGAGACCAUCGCAUCGCUCUGCAAGGCGGAAACAAUUCCUGUAGACUUCCAUGAUAAACUACUGGAGUACACCCAACAUGGCUAUAGGGUGCUAGCUCUGGCCUGGAAGCCACUGCAUGCCAAAGUAAACUAUGUGAAGACACAGAGAAUUACAAGAGAGCAGGUGGAGUACGACCUGAUAUUCCUGGGACUUCUGGUGAUGGAGAACAGACUGAAACCUGAGACAACUCCUGUUAUACGACAACUGAGGGAGGCAAAUGUGCGCACUGUCAUGGUUACAGGUGACAACAUGUUGACAGCAGUGAGUGUGGCCAGAGACUGUGACAUGAUUGACCCCAGCCACCAUGUCAUCUUGGUGAACUCAGUGCUGCCCCCUCCAGGCAAGACAAGACCAACCCUAGAGUGGAUGUAUGCAGAGGACACCAAGCGGAAGGUGGAGGAGGUUCAUUGUGAUCCCUGGAAGAGCACAGCCAUUGAUAUAGACUUGACUGACCAACACUUCCAUUUUGCUGUCUCGGGGAAAACAUGGACAGUUAUCAAAGAACACUACCCAGAACUUUUGCCAAAGAUUGUUGUAAGGGGCACAGUAUUUGCCAGGAUGUCACCUGAUCAGAAGCAGCAAUUAGUGGAGACACUGCAACAGUUGGGCUACUAUGUCUCAAUGUGUGGGGACGGAGCCAAUGACUGUGGGGCCCUGAAGACUGCCCAUGCUGGGAUAUCUCUGUCAGAGGCCGAGGCUUCAGUGGCAUCACCUUUUACCUCCAAACAUCAGAAUAUAGAGUGUGUGCCCACAGUGAUAAGAGAGGGGAGAGCAGCUCUAACCACCACGUUUGGGAUUUUCAAGUACAUGGCAUGUUACAGUCUUACACAGUUUGUGUCUGUUCUCAUUCUCUACUGGAUUGGCAGCAAUUUGACAGAUUUUCAGUUUCUCUAUAUAGAUCUUGUGGUGCUAACAUCUCUGAGUAUUACAUUCAGCAGAACAGGUGCUUUCUCCAAACUGACCAAAGACAAGGUUCCCAUCAGCCUGAUCUCCCCACAGCCCAUACUGUCCGUUAUCUUACAGAUGGGGAUACAGACCACAGCGCAGGCACUGGCCUAUCUGCUUGUAUACGUACAGCCUUGGUUUGUGCCAUAUGUGAUCAAUCCUGUAGAUGAGUACGCCAGUUAUGAGAACUCAGCCAUUUUCAGCGUCUCUGCAUUCCAGUACAUCACACUGGCGGUCGUCUUCUCCAAGGGGGCGCCACUUAGGAAGACAGUCUUCAGCAACUAUGCUUUCUUGAUCAACUUGAUCAUACUGACCCUAUGUACAGUGUGGAUAGUGAUCUACCCAUUGCCAUUCAUGGUGGACUUACUGGAGUUGAAGUUGAUGCCGUCUGUGCUGUUCAGAACACUGAUGGUGGGUUUUGCUAUCAUCAACUUCUUCCUUUCCAUGAUACUGGAGUCUUUCAUCCUAGAUGGAUAUAUCAGAAGAAAAGUUGCUGCCGCCACUGAGUGCUGUGCCAAAACCUCCCGUUUCCACUACAUGGAGAUAGAAGACGAGAUCGCCAACACGCCAGAAUGGCCGCCCAUUUCCCGUGAGAAGUCUGAUCUUGCUCAGCUUCUACGAGAUGAGAGCAACCUUGAGGCCAUAGUACAGAGGAAUAACAGUAGAAAAGAGAGUGAGAACAGUGAUAGCAGUGCAACUAUAACCUCCAUAGAUGUAAUCCCAGACAGGGAUUCCUGUAAAGGAACCAAGCAGCUCACCACAGACGACAGACCCAAGAGCCUCCAUGACAUUCAUCGUCGUGAACACGGACAUACCCCUAGAAGGCGCCACUUGUCUGAAAGCCUUCGUUACACCAGACCAAGUGACUUUCCCCACACUGACAAGGAAGACUUACCAAUCGGUCAGAAAAAAGGAUUCCAUGACCUUGACCUCAUUGAAGGUGGCAAGCAAGUGCUGCCUCCUGCCGGUGACCAUGUUUCCUAUGACAUCAGCAAGGAGAAUCCAUCCGACUACUUCACUGUUGAAGUGGAGGAGAAAGAGCUUCUGGAAGAGAACUCUAAUUUGUAGCUAAUCCCAGUGGUCUCUGAAGGUUGAAUUUAUUCUAUUUAUGAUGAAAAGCACAACAGUUUAUUUAUAGUAUAUACUAGUAUGAACAACUUCUGAAAAGGAGUCUGAUCUCUUGACAAAUUUACCAGUAAUUUUUUUUUGGAGUUAUUUAUCAGUUUGAUCCUGAAUAUUACAGAUCUUCACUUGGAGAUAAUUAAGAUAGCUAGAUGAGUCAAAUAGUACCAAAUUUUCUGCCAAUAAUAACACGGGUAGAUAGUGCAUACCAUCAAAAGCAAGUGAAUAACCCACUUGUUUUCCUCACCAUUCAAGAAUCUAAACUAGUAGAAUCUGAAAUAUAUUUAACAGAGAAGAAGGAGAUAAGGAUUUUCUGUAUUAAAACAAUAAUAGAUUGCAAUAAUAAAUGUGUUUGGUUCUAGCUUUAAUUGUGAAAUUUAAGGAUACUAAAUGCCAUAAGAUUUUGACAGUCUCUUUAAAUAUUUAAUCCAGUUAUGUGUGCCAGUUUCAUUCAUCCUGAGUUGAAAUAAGUAUUAACUUCAGGUUUAUAACAGUAGAGCUGAUACAACAAUGUAAGCAAAAAGAAUACACACUACUGUUUAAUUCCAAUAUAAAUAAUUAGAUGACUAUUUAUUUACUUAACAACAGUGUACCUAAGUCACAAAGUAUGCCAUCAGCUUUAUAUGCAUUACUGGAAUGUAUUUAUAAAGGCCAGUACAUGUGCUGCUCAUUAUUUGGUAAGACGGAAAAAGAAGUUUGAGUCAAGAAUUUUUAAGUUAGAAGUCUAAGGCUGUAUUCCCAGAGCUUUUAGAUCGAUCUAUCCCCUCGGGGAGUCUCACUAGAU
This is a messenger RNA of Lingula anatina, 5588 nucleotides long. Its product is annotated as polyamine-transporting ATPase 13A3. Gene Ontology annotation, molecular function: ATP hydrolysis activity; ATP binding; P-type ion transporter activity. Gene Ontology annotation, biological process: polyamine transmembrane transport; intracellular calcium ion homeostasis. Lineage: Eukaryota; Metazoa; Brachiopoda; Lingulata; Lingulida; Lingulidae. Gene Ontology annotation, cellular component: membrane. The record is from RefSeq and is a predicted model, not a curated record.